Molecule: messenger RNA, 588 nt
Organism: Lindgomyces ingoldianus
Lineage: Eukaryota; Fungi; Ascomycota; Dothideomycetes; Pleosporales; Lindgomycetaceae
Exons: 7
Coding region: 1-588 (195 amino acids)
Source: RefSeq, a predicted model, not a curated record
AUGUAUCGAACCCCCUCAUUUUGGAACCUAGUGGCAUACAGGGGCUCUAUUACCUACCUGUGGCUUACCCUACCCCUGCAAUCCUGGGUAUCUAAAUUGACAUCGUCCUCGUGUUCGCCGUCAACUAUAUGGGCAUUGGUACUCCAUCCCUAUUUACCAGCACUUUGCAUUAUUUUUCUCUUCUACUGCAUAUCAUUUCUACUUCUAACUCUCGCGCAAAAGUUAUUUGUUUUCUACACUAGAUAUAUUUUCGAGACAUAUUCCUAUGUCGAGGAGUACUCGAUCCCCUGGCCCUGCUUCUUCAUGCACUCCGCAAUCCAUAGCAAGGCCGAUCAGAGGAGUAUAGAAAGCGGCAUAGAGAGGGAAGCUUCGCGACUACAGCUGAUCAAAUGGCACAUACAUCUAACGGAGGAAUUGGAUUUGAUACGACGGAUGUAUCAUAGGGUACGACUAAUGAUGUUUAGCCCCCCAUUAGACGAGUCAGUGGAGAUUUUCGAGGGUGAAUUCAGUGUGAGGUGGUUUGAGGGAGGGAGGGGAAACGCCCUUCGUGUUAGCAUGGAGCGUGCAACUCCCUUCACUGCGAAGUAG